AUGGAAGAUUUAUGGAAGAGAGCGAAGGUGUUUGCAGAAGAAGCAGCGAAGAAAUCCCAAACCCUAACCACUUCUUCGAACAAGAUCGCCGAUUUAGUCGCUGAAACCGCCAAGAAAUCCAAAGAAUUUGCCUUUGAAGCCUCCAAAAAAGCUGAUGAGCUGAAAGUCGCCGCUCUUAAACAAGCCGAUCAGAUCCAAAUCAAGUCCAUUUCCGAUAUCAUCCCUCCUCAGCUGUCCUCUCUCUCCAUCGUCAAUGCUAAUGCCUUCUCUUCUUCAUCUUCUUCUUCGGGGUCUGUUGUUUCCGAUUCGGAGCUCCGGAAGUUUGGCGUUACAGAUGAUCUGAGAGAUUUUGUUAAAGGGUUGACUUCUAGUACUUUCCAGAACUUUCCGAUUCAAGAUGAAGGAGAGCCAUCUGAUGUGGAGACAACGGAGUCAAAUGUACGGAAGGAUCUUAGUGAAUGGCAGGAGAGGCAUGCUACUCUUGUUCUCACCACUGUUAAGCAAAUUUCAAAGUUGCGAUAUGAGUUAUGUCCGCGUGUGAUGAAAGAAAGGAGAUUCUGGAGAAUUUAUUUCACACUUGUCAGCACUCAUGUUGGGCCGUAUGAGAAGCAGUACAUGGAGGAGGUUAAGCGCAAAGCGGAGGAGCAGAUAAAAGUUGAAAAAGAAAAGGAAAGUGCUGUGGUUGGGGAGAAUUCUUCUAAAUCAGAAUCAGCAGAUAAGAACCUGAAAACUAAGACAUCCUCAGCUGAGCAGGACUUGGACUCAUUUCUUUUGGGAGAUCUUGAAGACAGUGAUGGGGGUCCAGAUGAUGGUGAUGGGAGCUUUGAUGAUGAUUUUGACAAGAUUGAUAAUUCUGAUAUUGAAGAUGAGAAGCAUUCGAAGAAGGCCACAGGUACUACAGACUAG
This is a messenger RNA of Dovyalis caffra, 906 nucleotides long. NCBI's taxonomy places the organism in Eukaryota, Viridiplantae, Streptophyta, Magnoliopsida, Malpighiales, Salicaceae. The record is from the annotation of a GenBank genome assembly.